UGGGACUGGGCAGUUGUUUGUCCUUGAAGACGGCAGCAGAGAUGUGUUUGUUGCAUGACGGAAUCCCUCAAGCAGUUAGUUUAAGUGCUGCCUUGAUCUCAGUUGCGGGAUGGACAUGGAUCUCCAGGGCUGUUGCGCCGCGCAAUGUAGGAACCCUUUUCCGCAAAGUGAAAUUCUAAUCUGUUUGCUGAAGGAAUAAAACGAUAGGAAGGAUUCAGGCCAAGUCCGGAGAGGUGAAGUUGACGAAAAGUCUGCAGAGCCGGUGGGCUUAGCACAAGGUGGAAACGAUGGCCUGUGUCUGGAGGGGUCGACCCGUUGUCUUUGUACUGUACGCCAACCGUGAAUGGUGCGGACCCUGCCCGAUCCCCGUCCUCCGCUUGGCUGCCGCACGGACCGGCGUCGCCGGCGUGAAGAGGUGGCAGUCCACCUCCUCCGUGACGGGCUGCUCUGAACUAAGCAGGGAAAGGUCCAAAACUGUCACCUCCUUCUACAAUCAGUCCGCGAUAGAUGCAGUAGCUGAAAAGUCAUCUGUGCGACUGACUCCUACAACCAUGUUAUAUUCAGGGAAAUCACCAGAUGGGAGUCAUAUCCUGAAGAGUGCCAGAUAUCUGUAUAAAGAGUUGCCAGUACGCAUUGCCCAUCGAAUUAAGGGGUUUCGGAGCCUUCCUUUCAUCAUUGGUUGUAAUCCCACAAUUCUGCAAGUGCAUGAGUUGUAUAUCAGAGCCUUUCAGAUGCUGUCAGACUUCCCACCGAUCACCAACACAAAGACGGAGACUCGGUAUGGAAAGAUGGUUCGACAGCUUCUGGAUGAUCACAAGGAUGUCGUCACAAUGCUUGCUGAAGGUUUCAAAGAAUGCCGGAAACAUAUCCAGGAUGAGUCGUUAAUCCGUUCUUUCCUGGACAACACCUUGACUUCCCGGUUGGGAAUCCGAAUGCUGGCAACACAUCACCUGGCCCUGUAUGAGGAUAGUCCUGACUUUGUGGGAAUUAUUUGCACACGACUGUCUCCGAAGAGGAUCAUUGAGAAAUGGGUAGACUUUGCUCGGCGACUGUGUGAGCAUCAAUAUGGCAGCUCCCCUCGCGUGCGGAUAAAUGGCCAUGUAGCGGCAAGGUUUCCCUACAUCCCCUUGCCGUUGGACUACAUCCUGCCUGAACUGCUGAAGAAUGCAAUGAGAGCUACGAUGGAGAGUCACCUGGAGACUCCACACAAUGUCCCUGACAUUGUGAUCACCAUUGCCAACAACGAUAUUGAUUUCAUUAUCAGGAUAUCGGACCGUGGAGGUGGGAUUCCACAUGACAACAUCAACAAAGUGAUGAACUAUCACUUCACCACGGCCGAGGAAGACAGCCAGGACUCCAGGAUGAACACUUUCUACGGUCAUGUGGUGAACAGCGGGCCACACUCAGGGCCCAUGCAUGGGUUUGGAUUUGGUCUGCCCACUUCUCGUGCUUACGCCGAGUACCUGGGAGGAUCGCUCUCCAUUCAGUCCAUGCAAGGCAUCGGAACAGAUGUUUAUUUGCACCUAAAGCACAUUGAUGGGAGGGAAGAAAGCUUUCGCAUUUAAGCUGGUAGCUGGUUAGCCUAACAUGAAGCAGAUAUUGUUAACGGGUGGCUGUACGGUAAUCUUAAAUUCCAGAUGAAUCAUGCCUGCUGUAAUUGGGUUAUAAAUAGAAAUAUUUCUGGAAAAUUUUGAAUUACAAAAUGUCACAAUGAGAAUCCAUGUAGUUAACAUAAUUUGGACAGAAGAUAGUUACAGACCUCUGAUAUUUUAAGAGAGGAACGGUGAACAUUAUUUAAAGGAUUCACAUCUAUUCAGUGUGAAUGGUUUUCGAGUGGGUGGAUUUGCAUUGACCCAACUGGCAGCAGUGCCCUCUGCUGGUCCCUGCCUGCAGUGACAGACAAAAUGGUUCAUUGUUUCAAAACUGAAGACUGAAAGGCGAAACCUUUACAUAUUUUAUGGAGCAUACCACUUCUGAAGAGAUGUCAGUAAUGGUUUCUGGAUUUGAGAGACUGCCUACUAUUUUUUGUAACACAAGUCUCGGUUUGUGCUGCAUUCCAGAAACUUGAAAGUUAAUACAUCUAUGAGGAACUACAAUUUUCAUUCCAAAUAAUAAUGAAAAUGAAACUUACCAAUGCAGAAAACUCUUCAGCAGGUCAGGCAGCAUUCAUGAAGAGAAACAGAAUGAACAUCUCAGGUCAAUGAGUUUUCAUUAGAAGCAUUUACUUGGUUUUAAAUUGAAUUUGCAAUAUUAUUCAAUGCUGGUACUUUUUACUUGAAAUUACGGCACACGUUAAUGAGGAGCAUGAGAUUGAAUCAUCUGAGAAGCAACUUGAUACCAGUUAACUGUUCAAAGGAAAUAUCAGUAUGAAGUCAGGCGUUGAAAGCAGUUAAUUACAGCCCAACGGUGAACAGGGUCUUGAAGUGUAUAUUCACGUUUUAAACCUCAAACUGCUGCAUUGUUGGGGCUUUUCAGUUAAAGAUGCCUUAUACCAGCCAGUUAAAGCUCACUUUGCCUCGUUGCAGCUCCUUUCACCUAGCUUUAUCAAGUUGUGAGCUCAGCUGUUUCCAAUAUUUGCUGCUUUGUUUUCUGAUUCUGCACAUUAGUAAGCACCCCUUUACAAUACAAGGCCUUUAGCUGAUGUAUUGGGAGCUUGAACUUCAUUGAAAGCCCUUUGACAUGUGGGUGUAACCACAAUCAGUGACAUAUUGUGAAUUCUCAUCUAUUCCUCUUUAUUAUAGUGGGCAAUAGUUCCGGUCAGUUUUAUAUUUGCUAAGGAGAUAGUGGAUGGAAACAAUCUUAAUAUAAAGAACAGAGAUGAUUUAGACAUAUUAUUUCUCCUGUAAUGGAAUACAUUUUAAAGAUCAGAAUUGGAUUUUUGGUGAAUAACCCUCUUUCCUUCUAUAAUUCAUUUCUGCAAAACAUAUAUUGGAUGAUGUUUAUAUUAUUCUGAAGUUAAAACAGCAAAUUCUUUGUUAUUUUAAAUAGUAUUUAAUGCUCAGAAAGCAAUAGCUUACACACUAGACAGUUUCACAAAAUAACUUGUUUUCAACAUAUUUUAUUAUUUAUGAAUUUAGCAGAAAUUCAUAGAAUUUAAGAGUGAUAUUCAUUGCAGAGAUUUAUCUAUGAGCAGCAGCUACCAUUGCAUCUGUGGUAUUGAAUAUAGUGAAUUAAUUAUCAGCAAAUUGUCACUUCAACUGAAAAUAGAUCUAUGGUGCUAUAACAUUGUGGCCUUGAUCAAUGUACUUUUUACUGGGUCAGAAAAGACUUAUCACAGGAUAUAGUUCAUAAAUGAAAAUGAGAAAAAUCCUUUCAAACUAGGUAAAGUCUUACGGUAAAUUAACUAAACGCACUAUCCAUUUGAAUAGAUCAAUUUUAACAGUAAAGCCUGCAGAAGUUUAAGCUAGUGGUUAUCUAGUUUUCUGUCUGACAUUGUUUUUUACUUUACCAAACUGUAUCCUUUCUCAUCUUGUUCAUUUAUAAUUAUGACAUUUCCUAAAUCCUGUAAGUUUUGACCUCUGACAUUCAUUGUGUCUGUUGGAACUUAAAUGUGCUUGGAUCAUGGGAUCUACAUGUAAUUGUGAAUUAAAUGUUGGUUUUAAUAAAAUUACAUUUUUAUCUUG
Molecule: messenger RNA, 3623 nt
Organism: Hypanus sabinus (Atlantic stingray)
Lineage: Eukaryota; Metazoa; Chordata; Chondrichthyes; Myliobatiformes; Dasyatidae
Gene: bckdk
Product: branched chain ketoacid dehydrogenase kinase
Exons: 11
Coding region: 288-1565 (425 amino acids)
Biological process (GO): regulation of glucose metabolic process; protein phosphorylation
Cellular component (GO): mitochondrion
Molecular function (GO): pyruvate dehydrogenase (acetyl-transferring) kinase activity
Source: RefSeq, a predicted model, not a curated record